CACACACACACACACAGCAACAUCUUAAACAGGCAUCCUGAUCGUGUGUGUGCCCGCUGCAGGAACUCUGGAAGUCAAGGUGUCCGUCUUCAUUAAACGAUGCUUCACUACAACUGCACCUCUUCCCAAGGCUCGUACACGAUCCCAGACCCGUCAUGGUGCCCAGAAUCUGGUGAGUGCAUCAUGUGGAACGUGAGUUCAGAGGACGUGGCAGAUUUGUGCGAGAGCCGCAGCUCGUACAUGGAAAGGCAUUUAGGACCACGCCGCUCUCCGCUCUUUCUGCCUAUCUGCAUCUCCUAUUUGGUCAUCUUCUGCGUCGGAUCAGUGGGCAAUGCACUAACGUGCACCGUGAUCAUGCGCCACCGCUCCAUGCGCACACCCACCAACUUCUACCUGCUCAGCCUGGCUAUUUCAGACCUGCUCGUGCUCCUCUUGGGUUUGCCAUUGGAGCUUUAUGAGCUGUGGUCCAACUAUCCGUUCCUUCUGGGACCCGGAGGCUGCUAUUUCAAGACAUGCCUGUUUGAGAUGGUGUGUUUCGCCUCGGUGCUCAAUGUUACAGCGGUCAGCGCCGAGCGAUACCUCGCUGUCGUCCACCCGCUACGUGUUAAACACGUCAUGACACGUGGCCACGUCAGACGGGUCAUUGUUAUGUUGUGGAUCGUGUCAUUUCUUUGCGCUUUGCCCAACACGAGCUUGCACGGCAUGACAAUUUUGCCUCCAAAGUUUGGCCAGACUUUUCCCGAGUCAGCCGUAUGCGGCCUGGUAAAACCUGCAUGGAUCUACGGGCUGCUUGUCCAGCUCACUGCGCUCUUCUUCUUCCUCAUUCCCGUGAUGAGCAUCGGCACUCUCUACCUGCUCAUUGCACUCCAACUGCACCGAGAAACGCGGCUACUGCAGAACGACACCAAAGCCUGGCACUCAGGAGAGCAGAGCACGCUACAGAAAACACGCCAUUGCCAAGUCACCAAAAUGCUGUUUGUGUUGGUGGUGGUGUUUGCCAUCUGCUGGGCGCCAUUUCACAUCGACCGUGUCAUGUGGAGCUACAUCAAUGAAGGGAGCGAAGACCAGCACCGUGUCUUCGAGUUCGUUCACCUGAUCUCAGGCGUGUUCUUCUACUUGAGCUCAGCCGUUAACCCCAUCCUGUACAGCCUCAUGUCCUCGCGCUUCAGAGAGCUGUUCCGGGAGGUCGCAUGCCGAAAGAACGAGCAGAAAUUCAACCAUACGCAGAUCACCUUUCGCACCACGAUGUGAGAAAAACGGGGAUGUGUUAAUCAGACUAUUGCAAGGCACAUCGUCAUGUGUAAAUGUACAGAGAUGAAGGAUGGGAGAGUGGGCCUAUUUCCCCAAACUUACUGAAGUAUUACGAGAGGUCUAAGAACUGAUGAUACAGAUGCAUUGAUUGGAAAUAAACUGGGGAAAUGCUGUUCAGUGGCGUUGGUACUAUACACUCAGGUCUUAUUUUUACUGGUGCUUAUUAUUUGUAGUUAUUUUUCUUCACACUUACUUCUCUACUCACAACCAAAGAAUUCUUUCAUGAUGAUUGAUUUUUUUUUCAGCGACAGCAAAAUUGGGCCGAAAUUCAUACAGCAUAUAGGCAGCUUUUGUUGGCUCCAUUUCUCAAAAUAUAAACAAAUUAGCAAUUUAAAACACAUCAACCCUGACCAGGAUAAAACAGUUACUAAAGAUGAAUGAGUGAACGUUGUAAAUAUGUUGCACAGCACCAUGUUACCAUCCACGAUGCUCUCAAUGUCAAUGUCUGAAUUACUAGCUAGAAAAACACUACAUACAUGUAUUUAUUGUUUGUUUUCAUUGGUUACCAAAAAUGACCUUCAUCAGCACCAUACCUCAUACUUUCACAGGCAUGAAAUUACUUGCAAGUUCUUCACUCAGAUAACUACAGUUUUAGAAAAAAAACAAAAAAAAAAACAAGACUCUUUAAAUAGUAGUAUUAAAGACCAAAUCGAAACACAGCUAGCUAACUAAUGCUGCUUGCAAGAUUUUUAUACUGUCGCUCAGGGCAGCUAGGUUAGCUAGCUAUAAAUACAACUGUACAACACUACAAAUACAACAGUUAAAAUAGAACAAUAGCUUGGCUUUGUGUCUGUUGAAUAUCACAGAAUAUCAUAUAACAGAUUAUUAUGUUCUGUUCACAUAAACGUGAUGAUUAAAAACCUUUUUGUACAGAAUUAGCAGUGUUACUAGCGCUGGUGGUGACAUGCUAGCAUAACAUUA
Messenger RNA from Pangasianodon hypophthalmus (striped catfish), 2232 nucleotides. RefSeq names its product neuromedin U receptor 1b (gene nmur1b). The coding region runs from base 100 to 1251 and encodes 383 amino acids. The transcript is spliced from 3 exons. Gene Ontology annotation, molecular function: neuromedin U receptor activity. The record is from RefSeq and is a predicted model, not a curated record. NCBI's taxonomy places the organism in Eukaryota, Metazoa, Chordata, Actinopteri, Siluriformes, Pangasiidae. Gene Ontology annotation, cellular component: plasma membrane. Gene Ontology annotation, biological process: G protein-coupled receptor signaling pathway.